Messenger RNA from Alternaria alternata, 1545 nucleotides. RefSeq lists its product as hypothetical. The record is from RefSeq and is a predicted model, not a curated record. Bases 168 to 1358 code for a protein of 396 amino acids. NCBI's taxonomy places the organism in Eukaryota, Fungi, Ascomycota, Dothideomycetes, Pleosporales, Pleosporaceae. The transcript has 2 exons.
UUUGGGAUUGCUGAGAAGCAGAAGUGCAUUGCGCUCCCUGGUUCACUCCCGUGUAGAUCCCCGACUGGGGCCCUCCCAAUGCGGUCCGCCUUUGUUCAUUUCCGCGACUUGACGAGCCUUUGACGUGUUCUGAACCACCGCGACACUUCCAAUACACCCGCACCACCAUGUCGUCUCCUCCCAGCACCCCCACGCACCGCCCGACGUCGUCGCACCGUCGACACCCCUCCAGUCUGGACAUGUCCCUCAACACACAGUCGAGACGGCAGUCCUUCAACCGCCGCUCCUCGGGCUACUCGCCCAUAACGCCGCGCUCAUCGCAUGAAUUCGAACACAGCCCCGCACACCAAUUCGACGGCGGAGGAGACGGCAAUGGCCUGGGCAACUUGGCCGACGAACUCGGCGAGGUGUGGGACGACGACGAAGAAGAGGGCAUGGACGGCGAAUAUGGCGAGGAACUCGACGAAGCACACGACCAAAACAUCGGCACUGCUGUAGAACACGACGGCUCGUACGGCGUAGACAGCGCAGCUAGCCUCAACGGCGUACGGGAUAGUGGGGUUGCCAUGCAGGACUCAUCGCCCGCGCGCCUGAGUCCAGGGUCGGCCGUUAAGACGAAAAAGCACGCAAGGCAACGGUCGCUGUACGACGGCUCCGACUAUGGCGACGACUCGGACCUGGAGAACGAGGGCAUCUCGCCCGCGCUCGACGCGCGCAUGGCUGCGAUUGAGAGUCUGGCACGGAGAGGCAUCGAGGAGAACGGAAGCGCAUCAGACGAGGUAGUCAAGAGGGUCACGCAACAACUUCGCGAUCUCGGCAGCCAGAUCGCCAUGGAGAAUGGUGCGACGAGGUUAAAGACUGCCCACGAAGCCCUGACAACGCAUCUGACACACCAGUCGCGUACUCUUACCUCCAUUGCCGUAUCCUUUUCAGGCCCAUUUGCCAUCCUUCCAGACCCAGAUGAUAUCGACGAACUCCUCCCUAUCAUACAAUCCACACUGGAGUUGCUGCCCCACCCUUCCGCCGAUCCGCUCGUCGCGCUCUCCCAUCUCACCCACUCCAGCCGUGAGCUCAUCCAACACCUCUCAAACGUCAGCGAUACUCUACACAUGUCUCGGCAAACGACAGCGAAUGCUGCUAGGCGGCUCAAGGUUAGCAAAGAACAGCUACAGGACUGGAAACGUGACAACGAGAAGACACAGGAAGGACAGGAAUAUAUCGAGCGCGGGGACUGGGACCGACGACUCAAGGAAAGGGAGGCAAAACGGGCUUGCGCAAACGUGCUAGAUGGUUUCGAGGAUGUCUGUGGACAAUGGAGGAAGAGGCUCUGCGAAGGUCUAGGCGUUGCGAGUGCGUAGACUCUUCCUACGUACUUCAUAGGCCCGUGUCUACAUCGAUGACCUUCAUGCAAGGUCUGCGACUGACCGAGCCUUAGGCGAGUAUAUCCCGGAUGACGAGGCAUACGCUCGCCCUUCUUGGCUAAAUUUCAGUAAAUCGCCGGAACCGCCGGCGGGGUUAGAAGGCAUCUUAGCGAAGGUGUUCAAG